This is a messenger RNA of Equus quagga, 780 nucleotides long. Its product is annotated as myelin-associated neurite-outgrowth inhibitor-like. The transcript has a single exon. NCBI's taxonomy places the organism in Eukaryota, Metazoa, Chordata, Mammalia, Perissodactyla, Equidae. Bases 69 to 656 code for a protein of 195 amino acids. The record is from RefSeq and is a predicted model, not a curated record.
UGCUGUUGGACAGCGCUCAUCUGGACCUCUGUCUUAGCCGUGGUUGUGGAUGUCAUGUUCUUGAAAUCAUGAAUCCUGUUUAUAGCCCUGGUUCUUCUGGGGUUCCCUAUGCAAAUGCCAAAGGAAUUGGUUAUCCAGCUGGUUUCCCCAUGGGCUACGCAGCAGCGGCUCCCGCCUACUCCCCCAACAUAUACCCUGGAGCGAACCCCACCUUCCAAACAGGUUACACUCCAGGCACACCUUACAAAGUGUCCUGUUCCCCCACCAGUGGGGCAGUGCCACCAUACUCCUCCUCCCCCAACCCCUACCAGACCGCCGUGUACCCCAUGCGAAGUGCCUACCCCCAGCAGAGCCCAUACGCACAGCAAGGCACAUACUACACACAACCCCUGCACGCAGCACCUCCUCACGUCGUCCACCACACCACGGUGGUGCAGCCCAAUGGCAUGCCGGCGACGGUGUACCCUGCACCUAUCCCUCCACCUACAGGCAACGGGGUCACCAUGGGCAUGGUGGCUGGGACCACUAUGUCGAUGUCAGCAGCUACCCUGCUGACUGCCCACUCCCCAACUCCUGUCGCCCCUCACCGAGUCAAGGUGCCCACAUAUCGGGCCCCCGGAACACCCACCUACAGCUACGUGCCCCCUCAGUGGUGAUCACCCUGCAAAUGUUUGAGGAUGGAGCUGUGCGUUCACAUAAUGGAGAUUCCACAGCUGGUGCUGCAGGCCUGGCACCUCCAGCCCGGACUUUCUUUCUAAUGCUCUGACACUUCGCUAGCAC